Messenger RNA from Penicillium malachiteum, 1512 nucleotides. RefSeq lists its product as uncharacterized. The coding region runs from base 1 to 1512 and encodes 503 amino acids. NCBI's taxonomy places the organism in Eukaryota, Fungi, Ascomycota, Eurotiomycetes, Eurotiales, Aspergillaceae. Gene Ontology annotation, cellular component: cytoplasm; mitochondrion. The record is from RefSeq and is a predicted model, not a curated record. The transcript has 5 exons. Gene Ontology annotation, molecular function: lipoic acid binding; acetyltransferase activity.
AUGCGGGGGAAAUCACGUGGCUAUCGUCGGUUACCACCUUUUCACAUAUUUCACCGGGUAAUCCAAUACCAUGAACGUCUUACGCGGCGGGGGAGUAUCCUCCGCAGUCUGCGAUCCUCUCGACCCCAGAGUCUACUCCGCAUUCAAGGCCCCAUUGCGCCCGCGCCGAGCCGCAGCUUUCACGCUGGCCCCGCGUUAUGGGGAAUCAAGUCACAGAUUCUGAAAGAUGUUGGAGAAGGUAUCACCGAGGUCCAGAUCAUUCAGUGGUAUGUUGAGGAAGGGGCACAUAUCGAGGAGUGGAAGCCUUUAUGCCAGUACCAAUCUGAUAAGGCCGUUGAUGAUAUCACAUCACGAUACGAGGGCGUGAUAAAGAGACUCCAUUUCGAAGCGGAUGAUACCGUUCCAACUGGACGAGCCCUUUGUGACAUCGAAGUCGAAGACGGCAAAUACCCAGACGAUAACCCACCUCAUGAAUCUCAAGCUGCUCCUGUCCCAGCUACACCAGCCGAGUCCGAGGCCGCGGCAGCAAUUCAGGCUGCCGAAUCCUCCACAACCAACCCUCCUCCCGCACUUUCCUCUACUACCAUUCCCGAAGUCCCAACAUCAAAGCACGCAUCCCUUGCAACACCUGCUGUCCGCGGGCUUCUCAAGACACAUAAUAUCGAUAUCCUUGAGAUUACCGGAACCGGCAAAGACGGACGAGUCAUGAAAGAAGAUGUUCUCAAGUUUGUUGAAAGAGGAGAUGCCCCCGGAGAUUCCCUCAUAAGCUCAACACCAAGAUCCACGGUACCGAUCGGCCAGCAAACAGAGACGGAAACCAAACUCACUCCGAUCCAAUCGGCUAUGUUCAAGACAAUGACCAAAUCCCUCAAUACCCCACAUCUUCUCUUCACCGAUGAGCUCACAGUCAACGAUCUUACAUCUAUCCGCAAGAAACUAGCCAGUAGUACCCGGGAUCCUAAGAAAAUCACACUCUUGCCUUUUAUAGUGAAGGCAGUGUCCCUGGCUCUGAACGAAUACCCUAUACUCAACGCGCGAGUAGACACAACAAUAUCAGAAAAGCCCAAGCUGAUAAUGCGUUCUCAACACAACAUCGGCAUUGCUAUGGAUACGCCAACAGGUCUUGUCGUCCCCAACAUCAAGGACGUAUCAAGCCGGUCCAUCUUUGACAUCGCCACCGAGAUAUCGCGACUCAGUGCAUUGGGAAAGAGCGGAAAGCUGACACUAGCUGACCUUAGCGGUGGAACCAUCACUGUCUCAAAUAUUGGCAAUAUUGGUGGAACAUACGUUGCGCCGGUGAUUGUGCCAACGGAGGUUGCUAUCCUAGGUAUCGGAAGAACGAGAACCCUACCUGUCUUCGAUGAAGCAGGCCUGGUAACCAAGGGCGAGCAGGUAAAUUUCAGCUGGAGUGCUGAUCAUCGGGUCAUUGAUGGGGCUACUAUGGCGCGCAUGGGUAAUCGGGUGAGGGAGUUGAUUGAGUCACCCGAGCUUAUGCUGUUGAAUUUGAGGUAG